Molecule: messenger RNA, 1245 nt
Organism: Phymastichus coffea
Lineage: Eukaryota; Metazoa; Arthropoda; Insecta; Hymenoptera; Eulophidae
Gene: Rrp46
Product: exosome complex component RRP46
Exons: 5
Coding region: 100-750 (216 amino acids)
Biological process (GO): poly(A)-dependent snoRNA 3'-end processing; nuclear mRNA surveillance; rRNA catabolic process
Cellular component (GO): cytoplasmic exosome (RNase complex); nuclear exosome (RNase complex); nucleolus
Source: RefSeq, a predicted model, not a curated record
GCUAUUGGUAAAGGAGCAUGUGCUGAUAAAAUAACCUUACUUUUAGUUUCAAAAAUAUUAUUGUAAAUCUCACAUGCCAGUGUACAUAUAUAAAAAAAGAUGACAGAAACUGAAUGUUCUAUACGUCCUUUAAAUUGCGAAUUGAAUUAUUUAUCAGUACCUGAUGGAUCUACAAUGUUUAUGCAAGGCGAUACAUCAGUGAUUGCUGGCAUUUAUGGCCCCAUCGAAGCUAAAGAGAGAAAGAUAAUCCAUAACAAAGCAACGGUUGAAGCUACCUUUGCUCCGAUUAAGGGUCCUCCAAGUAUAAAUGACAGAUUCAUAGAAUUAUACAUAAAAGAUACAUGUGAAGGAGCAAUCAUUACAUCUUUAUAUCCUGCAUCAACUAUUUCAAUAAAUAUACAAGAACUGCAAGACUGCGGUAGUCUGUUAGCCUGUGUUAUCAAUGCAUCCUGCCUAGCUUUAAUAAAUUCCAGUUUGUCUAUGAAGUUCACAUUUGCUGCAAUAUGCUGUAUGAUUGAUAAGGAGUCAGAUAAAAUUAUCAUAGAUCCAAACACUCUUCAGUUGCAAAAUGCAAAGGCUACGUUUACUUGUACUUUUGAUAGUAUUAACAAAGAACUGGUCUGUUGUCAAACUAGUGGACAAUUUUCAGAAGAACAGUUAUUGGAAUGUGUAGAUAAAUGUAAAGAAGCAAGUCAGUAUAUUUUUGAUUUUUACAGAGAAGCUGUGAAAAAGUAUAUGACAGCAAUCUAAGUUUAUGCAUAAUGUUUAAUCAAGAGCACUUAGUUUUUAAGGUUUUUUAUAGUUAUGAUCCUACUGAAAAAGCUAUAUUAUAUUUAUGCUGCCAUAAUAGGUAGCUUUUAUUCUAAAAAAAUCACAGAUACAUCAGAAUAGUAAAAAGGUUAUGAAUUCAAGACUGCAAAUAUAAAUUUUGUAAAUAUAUAGAUACUUGAACUUUAUAACUGUAAUGCCUAACUUGAUUUACUUUGUUAUUCAAGUAUGGCAAGUUUAUACAACUUGAUACCUUUUGAUACAUAUAUUUUAUACCAAAAAUAUUUUUAAAAGUACAACGCUACAGUAAAUAAAACUAUUUUUAUAAUUUAAAAUAUUAUUAAAUUAAGAAAGAGAACUUAAUUUUGAAAUGAUGUGACAGCAAAAUUUAUUCUUGUUUUCAUAAAUAAUUUUAUUAUCACAUUCAAGAAACUUAAAAUCAUAUAUAAGUUUAUAAUGUUUAUUUUUAAUUCUGUG